Molecule: messenger RNA, 2273 nt
Organism: Rhododendron vialii
Lineage: Eukaryota; Viridiplantae; Streptophyta; Magnoliopsida; Ericales; Ericaceae
Product: pollen receptor-like kinase 4
Exons: 3
Coding region: 1-2031 (676 amino acids)
Biological process (GO): protein phosphorylation
Molecular function (GO): protein binding; protein kinase activity; ATP binding
Source: RefSeq, a predicted model, not a curated record
AUGGGUGCGCAUGCAGCCCCGCAUGUGCGCGCCCCCGCAUUAACAACAUUCUUCUCAACCAAAACCGACAGAUUGGUCAACAUCCUUUGCCUGAAUCUGAUCAUCAUGUUCUUGUUAUCAUCAUCUAGAAUUGUGGCUGCGUCAGAUGCAGAUGCCUUGUUGAAAUUCAAGGACAGUCUGUCGAACAAUGUUGAUGCUCUGGGUAGUUGGAACAAUUCCACGAGUCCAUGUUCUGGGAAUUACGCAAACUGGAUCGGUGUGCUUUGCACCGAUGGCGACAUCUGGGGUCUGCAGCUGGAGAACAUGGGCCUAACAGGGGACAUAGAUGUCGAUGCACUUCUUCUGUUGCCCCACCUUCGCACUCUCAGCUUCAUGAACAACAAAUUCGACGGUGACUUCCCUGAUUUCUACAAGCUGGGGGCCUUGAAGUCAUUGUUCCUCUCCAAUAAUCAAUUCUCCGGUUCGAUUCCUGACAAUGCAUUUGCAGGAAUGGCUUCUUUGAAAAAGUUGUAUUUGUCCCACAAUGCUUUCCAGGGCAACAUUCCUACCUCCCUUGCCCAAUUGCCCAAGCUUAUUGAGUUAAGGCUUGAGGGUAACCAAUUUACAGGCCUCUUACCCAAUUUUCAGCAGAAGGAUCUCAAAGAUGUCAAUGUAUCUUACAAUCAAUUGGAGGGUCCUAUUCCACCGGCUCUCAUCAAUGUUAGCCCCACUUCAUUUUCAGGAAACAAAGAUCUGUGUGGGAAGCCUCUGGACUCAGUAUGCAAAUCCUCCAAGCUUAAUCCUAACCCACCAAACUCAUCCUCCAAUGUACCUAGUCCAUCCAGUGUUCCUACCCUCGAGGACGCUCCCAACAAGAAAACAUCUACCCUGAAGAUAGCCAUGAUUGUGAUUGCUUGUGGAGUAGCAUUAGCGGCAAUCAUUGUGCUUUUGAUCAUAUACUGUCGCAGCAGAAACCAAACAUCACAAUUAGGGCGUCCGGAAUCAUCAUCCUACAAGCAUAGCACAAGUCUGGCAGCUGCUGCUUCACUGCACACAGCCGGUUUGGUUAAACCUACAGAGCUGAGCCGCAGGAGCUCAAAGAAGGGUGCUGCUGCAGCUGAACUUGGGAAGCUGUCAUUUGUGAGGGAUGAUAGAGAGAGGUUUGACUUGCAAGACUUGCUGAGAGCAUCUGCAGAAGUGUUGGGGAGUGGCAACUUUGGGUCUUCCUACAAGGCCGUGCUCUUGGACGGCCAAGCGGUGGUUGUGAAGAGGUUCAAGCUAAUGAAUAAUGUCGGUAGAGAAGAGUUUCAUGAGCACAUGAGAAGGCUAGGCAGGUUGAGACACCCCAACUUGCUCCCCCUUGUGGCUUAUUACUAUAGAAAAGAAGAGAAGUUGUUGGUAUUUGACUUUGUACAUAAUGGCAGCUUGGCCAGUCACCUUCACGGGAACCAUAGUGUGGAGCAACCUGGGCUUGAUUGGCCAGCCCGCUUGAAAAUUGUCAAAGGAGUAGCUAGAGGCUUAGUUCACCUGCAGAGUGAGCUCCCUAGCCUAAUAGUUGCCCAUGGUCACCUGAAAUCUUCCAACGUGCUUCUGAAUGAAGUCUUCGAGCCCCUAUUAAUGGAUUACACUCUGGCGCCUUUGGUUAACCAAGAACAUGCCCAGCAGAUCUUGGUGGCUUACAAGUCUCCAGAGUAUGCCCAACAUGGCCGAACAACUAAGAAGACUGAUGUUUGGAGUCUCGGAAUACUGAUAUUGGAGAUACUGACUGGGAAGUUCCCUGCUAACUACCUCGCACAAGGUACUGGUAAUCUAGCAAGUUGGGUUGACUCCAUUGUUAAAGAUCAAGAGACUGCUCGUGUUUUCGAUGAAGAGAUGGGAUCAUAUGCCAAGAACGGUACUGCUGAAGAGGAGGAAAUGCUAAGACUUUUCAAGAUUGGAGUGGCUUGUUGCCAAGAGGAUGUUGAGAAAAGGUUGGAUUUGAAGGCAGCUGUUGAAAAAAUUGAACAGUUAAAGGAGAGCCACAGUGACAUUGUGGUGGAUGAUCAUGUGUAGAGUGAGGGAGUUGAUGGGUUGGCUCAAUCAGUACUCUUCACUUCCUGUCCCCGAUGAUUAUCUUAUUAACGACAGAACUUGUUUGUUGCCGUGGGUUGAAUGUGGAAGCUGGAAUCUGUAGGCAAUGAGAUUGCUUUUUAAACAUAGCUGGCUGGUGUUUUCCAAUUUUUUUUGUUUACAAAAACCAAAAAAAUGGUAGUAGUAAUUUUGUUCAUAUACCUUGAUGUUCAGGGGAAUAAAUU